Molecule: messenger RNA, 3216 nt
Organism: Mytilus trossulus (common blue mussel)
Lineage: Eukaryota; Metazoa; Mollusca; Bivalvia; Mytilida; Mytilidae
Product: MPN domain-containing protein-like
Exons: 15
Coding region: 104-1714 (536 amino acids)
Molecular function (GO): protein binding; metallopeptidase activity
Source: RefSeq, a predicted model, not a curated record
CAUGUUGAACCGCACCUGAAAGGUCACAGGAAGCACAUGUAAACAAAGAGGGAAAACUUGUUUGUAAACAAUGUUCAAACUAUAUAUUGAUGUUUGAUUAAAAAUGGAUAACAAGAUGGCCGACGAAAUGGAGGAAGAUUUUGACGAUGAAAAUGAAUGUGAUGAAGAAAGUAGCAUUUCUGAGAACUUUGUAAAAACAGCCAUUACUGGUCGUGGUGUUACUUUACAGAUGCUUAUUAUUGAUGGCAUUAUAGAACCAGGCAAUGGACUUCUGACACUUAAAUAUUUAGGAAGGAAGUUCAUUGCUGACCUACUGCCAAAUGGUAAAAUAAUGACGCCAGCCACCAAAGAGAUGUUUGGUACACCAAGUGCUUGGGCAGCUCAUUGUAAACGUCAGGUUAACCCCCUGAAAAAGUCUGGUUGUGGAUGGAAUUCUGUGAUGUACAAAGGUAAAAAGUUGGACAUGUGGAAGACAUCUUGGUUCCGUAAACAUAGACCAGGUAGUCCUGCUAGGAGGGAGUCUGUUUCGCCAAGAGUUUUUAUGAUGGAACAAAAUGGUGAAAGGCCUGGAAGUGCAGCCAGUAUACAAAGUAACCAUAGUGACCGUCCUAAAGUAUUUGAUUUCAGCAAUCUUGCCAGAGGUGUGUCUAAAGACCACAAUGACCAGCAAAAUGGAAGAAGUCAGAAUGGCCAAGUUUCAAAUUCAGCAACAGAAUUCAAAGCAAUACCUCCUCCAAUUGACCUCAGUGUGAAAUCCUCAAUGGAUAAUGGCAAUGAUUCUGCUCAUAGAAGUCCUGGAGACAAUAACAAGCCUGAGAUACAAGAAGAAGCUUUAAAUUUGUCAAUGAAGGAACCAGAGAAAAAAAGUACAAAAAUUGAAACAGGAAACAAGGAAGCAAGAGUAAAACAAAUGGUAUCAGUUCAUCAUUCCAACUUGAGGAAAGGGAACCAGGACUUAAAGCCUGGUACCUUUGUGUUGUGUGAAUCAUUUAAAUCAUUAGGAAAGACCCAGCCAUUCACAGUAUCAUUAUCAACUAAUGUUUUAUUACUUAUGGAUUUUCAUUGCCAUCUUACCUCAAAUGAAGUUGUUGGAUACCUCGGUGGAACAUGGAAUACACAAACUCAACAUUUAAGUAUAAUAGAUGCAUUCCCAUGUAAAAGUCAUUUGUCAGACGGACAUAAAUCUGCUGAUGUUGAAGAAGAGAUUAAAAGGAUGAUGAAGAGACGAGGAUUGUCAUUGGUCGGUUGGUAUCAUAGCCAUCCCUGCAGCCAACCAGAUCCUUCAAUACGAGAUAUAGGUUGUCAGAUGUCAUAUCAACUUCGUAUGAAGGGAUCUGGUGCUACAUAUUACCCCUGUGUGGGUAUCAUUACAUCACCAUUCCACAAAGUCCAGUCCAGUAUUGAUUCCAGCUACAAUAUGUUUAUGGUUAUGCCUCCAUUAGAGGAAGAGCCAGCAGACUGUGGUAUACCUAUGAAAGUAGCAUAUGUACUCAAUCAAAACCAAUCAGUCACUGAGGAACUGCUGAGUGAGAUGAAAAAAGUUCGAGAUUUUUACCGAGGGACUGAUGACUGGAUAAACUUCAAUCAUUCCUGGCAAUCAUCAAUCAAAUAUAUUGAUAAACUCAAGGAAUCAUUGAGCAGAAAACUACCUGCUGAUCAGAUGGAUAGUGGAACACUGCUAGAUUUUGUAGAACACCUUGUUCUGAAUAAUUAAUGGUUAUUAAAGUUGGAAUUUCUUAUAAAUCGAAUGAUAUUUUGGACAGAGAAAUGUCAAGAUUUUAUGGAAUGGAAAUUGUGGAUGAUUAACUACAUCAGAAACAAAGGCCUGAAAUAUUAGACAUGAAACUGUUGAUAUUCUUACUGAUGAAAUUAUGAGAAAAAAACAAGUACUGUGGAUUCUCUUAUUUUCUUGGCUUCCUAUUUUCAUGGAUUCAGGAGAACUGACCUUUUAAUAAAUGCCAUUUGAUUUCGUGGUUUUGUCAAAGUCUGCAUACAUUCUAAUAGAAAAUUUGUAAUUUGUUGUAAAUGAUAAUUUGUGGUUCCCAGGUUACCAAAAAAUUCCACGAAAUUUGGUAUCGAAAGAAUGAUAAUGAAUCCACAGUAUUUAAAAUUUGUUGAAGAAAACUAUGGAUUCUGAUCUCAAUGAUAAUUGUAUUUUCAUGAUGUUUUCAUUUUCAAGUUUUUUUUAUACAAGUUAAGGCAUUUAAAAAAUCAUUAAUGGGCAUUUAAGGAAAUUUGGUUGUAAGCGCGAAGCAAAAAAGUAUUUUAUUGAUUGAGAUGUCUCUAAGAAUGAUUUUUUUUAUUUAUCUUUGUACAAAUAUGACUAGUGGGAAUAGAAUACUGCUUAACCUAGCCAGUUGCAAUAAUAGCAAAUUGGAAGGCAAUAAUACUAUAACUCAGUAAUAAAAUUAAGUCAGCAAUAAUCAUAGGGACAAACAGUAUGCUGCUUUGCUUUGUAGAUUUGUAAGAAUGUGGCAAUAAGAAUUGUUAUAAGUAAACAUGGAAUUGCCAAUUUUGUAAAAAAAAAACAUGUCUAAGGAUUAAGGAUUACAAAGUUGGUAUAGGGUAAGUUUAAUAGGUUUUAGACAUUUAAUUGUGAAAAUAGUCCAUGAAAUCUGAAAUAUAUCAUAUAAUAUAAUUUAUCUUUAUCUAUGUGUAAACUUGUGACAAUGCUUUAAAUUGUAUAUUAUGAUUAAGGAAAGGGCAUUAGUCAAUUGUUGGUUUUUUUUUGUAAAGUUUUGAAAUAUUUGCUGAGAAAUCAGCCACUUUUAAACUUCUAUAAUGCAGUUUUUUUAUAAAAUGUUAAGUAGGCUUAAAAUCUUACAUAUGGUAUCCCAGUAGGGUUUUGGGUCAAACAUAGGCUAGAGGCAACUAUAUGCUAUCAUAGUAGACUUUGGCCUAUAUUAGGCUUGUGACCAGCCCUAUGCCAAUUGCAAGCUUGAGGUUCAUCAUAUGCUUCUGUGGAUUUAUUUAUUUGCAUGGGUAUCAAUUUUUGUGGAUUCAGUAAACAUUGCAUUUUGUGGAUAUAUGGUUUUGCCAAUGUUGAAUACAAGCCUAUAGAACAUUUGUAUUUAAUUGAACAUUUGAAUUCAGUGUCCACCUUUACACAUUAAAAUCCACAUUAAUUGACAUCCCACAAAUAAUAAUGAAUCCAUAGUACGAUAUUAGACCUUGGGGCCAAUUUUAGACUUGAUGCCUUUACAAUCAAACAAUAAA